ACACACUGAGAUAUGGUCAUGGACAUCGCGCACCGAGACCACCUCCUCGCCGCGGCGCACGGCGUGCUCGCCGUCGCCACCCUCGCCGCGUGCGUCCUCGCCGAGGUGGCCGUCUUCUCGUCGCGGCGUCACGCGGGGCUCUACCUCGUGCCGGUCUCCGCGAUGGUGCUCCUUUACCGCUUCCGGCGCCGUGCCGCGGCGAGCGACGUCGGGCUCGUCGACUUCUCGUGCCUGAAGCCGCCUCGCCGGCUGCGCAUUCCGGUGGCCGGGCUGCUCGAGCACUACAAGCUCAUCGGCUGCUUCGACGACAGCAGCGUCGAGUUCAUGACCAAGGUCAUCGAGGCCAGCGGCAUGGGCAACGAGACCUACUUCCCGCCGUCGCUGCACUACAUCCCGCCGGCGGACACGCACGCCGAGGCCAUCCGGGAGGCGCACAUGCUCUUCUUCCCCACGCUCGACGACCUCUUCGCCAAGACCGGCGUGCCGCCGUCGGCCGUCGGGGCGGUCGUCGUCAACUGCAGCGGCUUCUGCGCCACGCCGUCGCUCUCAGCCAUCAUCGCCAACCACUACCGCAUGCCGAGCGACGUCAAGACCUACAACCUCUCCGGCAUGGGCUGCGCCGCGGGCGUCAUCGGCGUCGACGUCGCCAGGAACCUCCUGAGGACGCACGCCAUGUCCUACGCCGUCGUCGUCAGCGCCGAGAUCGUCACGGUCGGCUGGUACAGCGGCAAGGACCAGAGCAAGCUCCUCCUCAACUGCUACUUCCGCACCGGCUGCUCCGCCGCGCUCGUGACCAGCAAACGCGGCGGCGGCGGCGGCGCUGCCUCGUCGCCGCCGGUGAAGUACCGGCUCGUCAGCCUGACCCGCACCAACCAGAUAGCCAACGACCGCAGCUACCGCUCGGGCUACCGCGACGAGGACGACGAGGGCAUCACCGGCUUCACGCUCGGCCAAGGCGUGGGCCGCAUGGUCAGCGAGCUCCUCCGCGCGCACCUCCUCACCCUCAGCAUCUCCAUCCUCCCAUGGCGCGAGAAGCUGCGCUACGUCGCCGCGGUGCUCGUCUCAGCGCACCUCCGCCGUCACGACAAGCUCUCCUCCUCCUCCUCCUCCUCCUCCAACCCCACCGCCGCCAUGCCAAUGCCCGACUUCCGCACGGCGGCGGAGCACUUCUGCCUGCCGUCGUCGGGGAGGCCGAUGAUCUGGCGGCUCGGGCAGGGGCUCGGGCUGGGCGAGAAGGAGAUGGAGGCGGCGCUGAUGACGUUCCACCGGUUCGGCAACCAGUCGGCGGCGUCGCUGUGGUACCAGCUCGCGUACAUGGAGGCGAAAGGGAGGGUCCGGCGAGGCGACACCGUGUGGCAGCUCGGCAUCGGCAGCGGGCUGAAGGCGAACAGCUUGGUGUGGGAGCGCGUCGCCGCCGACGACCACUUCGCCAGCGAGCGCCGCGGGAGGAGCACGCUGGGGCCAUGGAGGGAGUGCAUCCACAACUACCCCGUCGCUCAACCGUAGAACGCACCUGAUCGAUUAGAGACGAACUUAUAAUUAAUUUGUGUUUAUGGUUAAUCUGUUCCAAGACACAACCAAUUAGAUGUGCCAGCCAACCAUGUUCUACCAAAUGUUAAUCUAGUGUUGUUUUUUUUUCUUAAUUUGGUGUUUUAAUAUUGCCAUCCACUUUACUGGAAAUAAAGGCGAUAUAUAUUAUAUAUAUACUUUACCUUAAUUAAGUGAA
Oryza brachyantha (malo sina) is the source of this 1726-nucleotide messenger RNA. RefSeq names its product 3-ketoacyl-CoA synthase 4. The transcript has a single exon. The record is from RefSeq and is a predicted model, not a curated record. Lineage: Eukaryota; Viridiplantae; Streptophyta; Magnoliopsida; Poales; Poaceae. Gene Ontology annotation, molecular function: acyltransferase activity, transferring groups other than amino-acyl groups. Bases 13 to 1506 code for a protein of 497 amino acids. Gene Ontology annotation, cellular component: membrane. Gene Ontology annotation, biological process: fatty acid biosynthetic process.